UACGGCAUCGGCGGCGGCGAAACUGGCGACUACAAGACCCCGGCCCGCAACGCGCGCGCCGUGGCAGCCGCGCCGUACUGGGGCGUCGACGGGCGCUACGAGUCGUGGAAGGACCCCUGGAACCGCGGGGACAACCGCGCGUUCCUGCGGCGCUUCUACGACGCGACCGUGCAGUUUGCUAAGCAGGGCGGCGGCCCGACCUACCGCGUGAAGGGCAUAUUCCUGUGGAACAUCAUCAGCUACGACGUCGUCGGCAUCCACUACCUGAGCUCUUCCAACAGCGGCAGCUACCGCGACACCGCGAUUUCGAACGCGCUGCGGUCGUACAACCUCGGGGUGCGCAACAACCGCUGA
Molecule: messenger RNA, 354 nt
Organism: Monoraphidium neglectum
Lineage: Eukaryota; Viridiplantae; Chlorophyta; Chlorophyceae; Sphaeropleales; Selenastraceae
Exons: 1
Source: RefSeq, a predicted model, not a curated record